AUGACGCUGGAGGAGAUACUGAGGCCGAAAAGUAAACAGGAGGUACUUGUAGUUGUACUAGCAAUAUUUACUAGAGAAGGCUGCACUUGUUGUACAACUAGCAAUGUUCUUUAUUGAAGGCUCAGGCUGCUGAAGGUUGCUCGAACAGUAAUUUUUUCUCUAGCUCUCUGCUCUCGCUGUAUUCGAAAACUCUAAACAUUUGUCCAUUUGAUUUGUUCCACACAGGCCGCCACUUCCUUCGACGGAACAGCUACGUCCUUCCACAAAGAGCAAGAGACAAGUGAGCCAGAUGACGAUUCCCAGUCUGAGUUUUUGCAAAGAGAGAAAGCAACCUUGCAUGAUUUCGAGGAGCGACAAGCGCUCAAGGACGGCUUCCAAUGGCUUCUAUGUAUGGAAGGCACUAGCAAUACGAAGAGGAAGUUUGCUGCCCUCGGAGUCGUGUCUUUGAUCGUGGGCAUCACCAUAGUGUCGCAAGCUCAUGAUGGCCAUGCCAAAAGUGACGAUAGGGAAGCGCAGAACAUGCGCGUAGUGACCAUGUUUGGGCUGUUCCUGGCGAUAUUUGGCGGAUUGGUGUUCUGCUUCACGAGUUUGUGCUUCGAUUUCAACAACUUCAAUAAUGCAUCCAGUAGAUCCUCUACUUCACAAGGAGGUGGAUAUGAAACGAAAAAGUGUACUCAUCCUCUUCUAAGUAGGCACUUUCUAAGUAGGAAAAACAAAAAGCCUCUUUUCUUGAGGAUGAGUACACUUUUUUCCGUCAUAGUGGAACAAGGAGUUUCCUGUCCUCUGGUGGAGGCACUGGUGACAAUCCCGCACCUUCUGUACUCGGAGCAGCGGCAGGACUCUUAGGGAAUAGAAGACCCAAGAGUAAUGCCAGUUUGGCGGAUGCAAUGAGGAAAAGCCGAGCUAGUGGUGGGAGAGGCAACUUGUCAGCACGUAGUCGAGGCUCUGGACGUGGCAGUGGC
This is a messenger RNA of Amoebophrya sp. A25, 962 nucleotides long. The record is from the annotation of a GenBank genome assembly. Lineage: Eukaryota; Dinophyceae; Syndiniales; Amoebophryaceae.